Juglans regia (Persian walnut) is the source of this 1407-nucleotide messenger RNA. RefSeq names its product alkaline ceramidase. Gene Ontology annotation, molecular function: hydrolase activity, acting on carbon-nitrogen (but not peptide) bonds, in linear amides. The record is from RefSeq and is a predicted model, not a curated record. NCBI's taxonomy places the organism in Eukaryota, Viridiplantae, Streptophyta, Magnoliopsida, Fagales, Juglandaceae. The coding region runs from base 333 to 1100 and encodes 255 amino acids. Gene Ontology annotation, cellular component: membrane. Gene Ontology annotation, biological process: response to salt stress; ceramide metabolic process; autophagy. The transcript is spliced from 4 exons.
AAAUUGAAGAACAUAAUCAUAAUAAGGAGAGAUAACUAGUCUCGGCCUCCUCCCAUGCCUCGAAAUCCGAAAAGCGAAUCUCUCUUUGCCCUUGCGCCCCCAGUUAUCCCCUGCUCGGUUCAAGCUUAGAGAGACGGGGAUUCGGUUAUAGCAGACAAGAGAAAUAAGAUCUGAUUCAGGAAAAACGACUAUCGAUACGUUGCCGAGCAAACCCAUUUGAUCGAAAUGCUGUUUGGUGAAUUGCGAGCACAUGGUUUGCGACUUUUGUGAUUUCUGCUACUCUGUAGGGUAAAGGAUUCUACUAAAAUAUUUCACAGAACAUAUAGAGAAGAAUGGCUGAGGGAAUAUCAAGUUUCUGGGGUCCUGUCACGUCAACUAUCGAGUGUUGUGAGAAGAAUUAUGCCUACUCUUCUUAUAUUGCAGAAUUUUACAACACAAUAUCCAACAUCCCGACCAUUCUUUUGGCCCUCAUCGGUCUUAUCAAUGCCUUAAGACAACGAUUUGAGAAGAGAUUUACCAUUCUUCACAUAUCUAAUAUGAUACUUGCCAUUGGAAACAUGUUAUACCAUGCCACGUUGCAACGUGGGCAACAGCAGAGCGAUGAAACUCCUAUGGUGUGGGAGAUGCUACUUUAUAUGUACAUCCUUUACUCACCAGAUUGGCACUACCGUAGCACAAUGCCUACCUUCCUCUUCCUUUAUGGUGCUGUUUUUGCUGUUGUUCAUGCAAUAGUCCAACUUGGCAUUGGCUUCAAGGUGCAUUACUUUAUAUUGUGUCUUCUAUGCAUUCCUCGAAUGUACAAGUAUUACAUUCACACACAAGAUGCUUCUGCUAAGCGGCUUGCAAAGAUAUAUGUGGCUACCCUUUGUCUAAGUAGCUUGUGUUGGUUCUGCGAUCGUGUUUUCUGCAAGGAGAUAUCUGGUUGGCCCAUUAAUCCACAGGGUCAUGCUCUGUGGCACAUCUUCAUGGCCAUUAGUUCCUACUUCGCAAAUACCUUCUUGAUGUUUUGCCGUGCUCAGCAACGUGAAUGGUCCCCAAAAGUUGUCCAUAUCAUGGGUGUUCUCCCCUAUGUGAAGAUCGAAAAACCAAAAACUCAAUGAAAGAGACACCAAGGUAAUGAAAUCAAGUUAUAUAGGCUUUCUUGAGAAGUUUUGGCUGUUGACAGACGUAAGCAAGCUGCCAGUUUUGUUUUGUUUUCUAGAUGGAAUAUUACACUGGUUACGUGGGAUCCAGUCAAAUUUUUUCUUGUAGAAAUAGAGCAUGUACAAUAUCUAUGUCUUUGCUGGCAAGUAUGAGAUCAGAUGGCUUGUUUCUGGAUACUUAGAUUUGUUGUUUGGUUUUAGAAACUUGUGAUUCUGCGAUGAUUGUUAUUUAACUGGAGAUAUUCGUGACUCUUGAUUUUUUUUA